AUGUCAGCAAUGGAUAUAGACUCAUCAGAUGUCUCCACCGUUCUAGCCACAAUCAGACUGGAACUAGAUUCCAACUCUGAACUAGUAUCAUUAUUCUAUCAAUUGGAAGACUACUACGAACGGAAAUUAUGGCAUCAAUUAACGCAACAAUUGGACGAGUUUUACGGCAACUUUGACCAAGACCAAAUCCCACAGGACUUGAAACAUAAGGUAUACACUCAAUUCAUCCAGCAGUUUGCCAUGAAGUUGAACUUGAUCAAAGUUGUUGAUUUCUUAAUUGGGUCCCAGUUUAGUGAUGAAACCACCUUGGACAAAUUGAACAGCUUGAGACUGGAGUACAUCAAGUACCUCAAACGCGAACACAACUUCAAAGAUAAUGAAGAUGGGUCACAGGAUCCGGAAUUCACCAAACUCUUGACCAAUGAUGAAUCUUUAAUCUAUAUUGAUUUGCAAAUCAGUCGUUUUUACUUGUUAUUGAAGAAUUUCGAACAAUGCGAAGUGACAAUGAGCAAGAUUGAACCAAAGUUUGAAAACUUGAAUAAUGACUUGAGUGCAAAGAUUAAUGCCGCUUAUUACCAAACCAAGUCAUUGGAGUACAAAUUACACGAAAACUAUAAUGCAUAUUACGCCAAUGGAUUAUUGUUUCUUUCAUCAGUCCCCUCAUUGACAUCUGCCGAAAAAGUUCAAUUAUGCUACGAUUUAUGCAUUGCUGCAUUGUUGGGUGACAAAGUGUACAAUUUCGGUGAGUUGAUCUUGCAUGAUAUCUUGCAAGAGAUAGCCAGUCAAGAAUCACCAUAUAAUUGGCUAUACAACCUCAUACAAGCCUUGAAUGCUGGGGAUUUAUCAAGUUUCAACCGUUGGUUAUCGGUUGCAUUCACUAAAUCACCGCAAUUACAACUGCACCAAGUGUUUAUCAAGCAAAAGAUUAUCAUAAUGGCAUUGCUAGAAUUGAUUUCAACAAAGUCAACAACCAACAAACGUAUCAGUUUCAAAGAAAUUAGCGAGUUUACCGGUACGCCAUUGAAUGAUGUUGAGCAUUUGAUCAUAAAGUGCUUCUCAUUGAAGUUGAUUCAGGGUUACAUUAACCAGAUCGAUGAGAUUUUGGUCAUUACGUGGUUACAGCCCAGAAUAUUGAAUUUGAAGCAGGUGCACAACUUGUAUACUCAUUUGGUUGAUUGGGACCAUAAAGUUGAACAAUUGGGUAAUCUUGUGUACGAAAGUGGAGGAACUGUUUGGGCAGGUAUAUAA
This is a messenger RNA of Lodderomyces theae, 1248 nucleotides long. RefSeq names its product proteasome regulatory particle lid subunit. NCBI's taxonomy places the organism in Eukaryota, Fungi, Ascomycota, Pichiomycetes, Serinales, Debaryomycetaceae. Gene Ontology annotation, molecular function: structural molecule activity. Gene Ontology annotation, cellular component: proteasome regulatory particle, lid subcomplex; cytosol; nucleus. The record is from RefSeq and is a predicted model, not a curated record. Bases 1 to 1248 code for a protein of 415 amino acids. The transcript has a single exon. Gene Ontology annotation, biological process: ubiquitin-dependent protein catabolic process.